UUUAAAACCCCCUUAUUUAUUUUUAGAAUAUAGUUUAACUAAAACUAAAAAUUCUAAAUAAUGUAAGCCACGCGCUAUAGAAUGCGAGUGGUGGAGUUGCCCUGACUUUGCAGGUACAACAAAAGCUACUUAAUGUAAGCAAACUGAACUCUGUGUUGAACAACUUCUUCUCCUUCAGAUCCAAUCCCCAAUCGGUAAUCCCCACUUCCACAAUAUAUAUACCUCCGCCACCAAUCGCCACCACAUCUUUCAAAAAAAAAAAAAAAAGAAAAAAAAAAUAGGUCACACUCAUACUCAUUGAAACCAAAGCGCCGCCGUGUAAUUAGCUGGCGAACAUGGCGUACGAGCAAGAAACGUCGCAGCCAUUCCGGUGGCACUACGCCGAGUUCGACGACAGCAACUUCCAAAUCCGCGGCCGGACACUCUUCUUCAUCUUGGUCCUCUUCUCCGUCAUCAUCCUGGUGGCGCUCCUCUUCCUCUACGCCCGGUGGGUCUGCCGCUCCGGCCCUCCUCCGCCACUAACAACAUCCACUUCCGCCGCCCAUCUUGCCGCCCACGCGCCACCGUCGAGGCUGCGUGGCCUCGACCCAUCUGCGAUUAACAGCCUCCCUAUCGUGCUGCACAGGAUUAAUCCAGCUCCCGGCGGCGGCGGCGGCGGCGGCGAUUACUUCACGGAGGCGGAGUGCUGUAUAUGCCUCGGAAUAUUCGUGGACGGGGAGAAAGUAAAAGUGCUGCCGGAAUGCAACCAUUGUUUUCACUCCGAGUGCGUGGAUAAGUGGCUCACCACUCAGUCCAAUUGCCCGCUUUGUCGUUCCUCUCUCCGAGUCGACUCACCUGUUUGACUCGUCUCCCUUUCUUUUUCUCUUUUUUCUUUUUUUUCUUUUAAAAAUUGUUUUCCCACUCUCUUUUUACCUCCCUCGAAAUGGGGAUAUACUGUUUGACUGUGCAGUUUAUUUGGACUCCUUGGAUACUGUGUCUUGAGGAGGAAUAUCUGACGUGGAAAUUUAUUUACAAUUCUAGGAUAAAAUUAAUUAAUAAUAUUUAUGUAAUUAUGUUUCUCUUCGUGCAUGUUAUAUUAAUGAUUACAUCACAGCCUUAAAGGUAGCACGUACUUGAAUUAUUAAUAAAUUGGUUAACUUAAUUUUGA
Molecule: messenger RNA, 1147 nt
Organism: Erythranthe guttata (spotted monkey flower)
Lineage: Eukaryota; Viridiplantae; Streptophyta; Magnoliopsida; Lamiales; Phrymaceae
Product: RING/U-box superfamily protein
Source: RefSeq, a predicted model, not a curated record